UUUAACUGGGCAUACCCAUCAAUCACGUUGUUUGCUGCAGCGGUUAUUUGGUAUAUGAAAUUAUUUCUUGGUGCAUUGACGUUUUAUUUAACAACACGUCAACUAGCAGCACCAAUAUUGUUUCGAAGUUAUCAGACAACAACACGUGCCCAACGAUAUAGCAGCAGCAGCAGCAGCAGCAUGUCAGCCAGAGGAAACUACAGCACCGAAGAAUUUGGCGCCCUUUACGGCUUGGAUUAUCGUGUAUAUUUCAAAGAUCACAAAAAAGGUUGCUACAUCUCCCCAUGGCAUGAUAUCCCGCUAUUUGCUGAUAAAUCUCAGCAUUUCUACAAUAUGAUUGUUGAAAUACCACGUUGGACGAAUGCUAAAAUGGAAAUGGCAACCAAAGAACCAAUGUCCCCAAUCAAGCAGGACGUGAAAAAAGGCUUACCACGCUUCGUGGACAAUAUUUUCCCGUUCAAAGGAUAUAUUUGGAACUAUGGAGCAUUGCCACAAACAUGGGAAGAUCCGGGGCAUACCGACCCAGCAACACGAGCCAAAGGUGACAACGAUCCAAUUGAUGUGUUCGAAAUUGGUUCCAAAAUCCAGCCACGUGGUGCAGUGAUCGAGGUCAAAAUUCUGGGUGUGCUGGCACUAAUCGAUGAGGGCGAAACCGAUUGGAAAGUGGUUGCUAUCGAUCGGACCGAUGAGAAAGCGGAUCAGCUCAAUGGAAUAAAAGAUGUGGAGGAGCAUUUUCCGGGUUUACUGAAAGCAACAUAUGAAUGGUUUCGUAAUUAUAAGAUUCCUACUGGCAAACCACCCAAUCAAUUUGCCUUCAAUGGUCAAUUCAAGGAUGCUGAUUUUGCACGUGGCAUCAUUCGUGAAACACAUGGUUUCUGGAAAAGUCUUAUCAAGGAAAAAACACCACAGUUGAAUACCGAAACAACAUGCGGCGAAGAAGAGGCGGCUCAUCGCGCAGAUGAAGGAUCGUGGAAGAAAAUUAUUGCUGAACAACCAGCACACUCCUCGGCUAAGGAAAUCCCAAGAACUCUUGAAAAAUGGCAUUUUAUUACUGAAUAA
Gongylonema pulchrum is the source of this 1059-nucleotide messenger RNA. The record is from the annotation of a GenBank genome assembly. Lineage: Eukaryota; Metazoa; Nematoda; Chromadorea; Rhabditida; Gongylonematidae.